Exophiala xenobiotica is the source of this 2403-nucleotide messenger RNA. RefSeq lists its product as uncharacterized. The transcript is spliced from 7 exons. The record is from RefSeq and is a predicted model, not a curated record. Lineage: Eukaryota; Fungi; Ascomycota; Eurotiomycetes; Chaetothyriales; Herpotrichiellaceae. The coding region runs from base 713 to 2230 and encodes 505 amino acids.
GGGAGGAAGCCUUGAAAGCGGAGUAUUGCGUUCCGGCGUAUGUCCUGUUCGGUCUUUUUGAUAUCUUAUCACAACGCAGCAACGCAUAUGCCAGGAACUCAGAUAAGGAUCAUCAGGCUUACAAGCAUGGCAUAUGCAUCUCCAGCGUCGAUCAAAACCUGGCAGCUUCAUUAGGAAAGAGAGAUGCAUGGUGUGGUGUUGAUCUCCUAGCGCCCUUCGUCUCAACCAGAUUGGCAGCCUGCGAUGAUUGGCGGCUGAUCCUCCUCACACCUUGUACCCCGGUACUCACUAUCGACAGCAGGGAAGCCACGGCGAUAGAAGCACUGAAGUCUCUCUCCGCAUGACGGAACUCGGAACUCGACCACGUUAUCACAACAACUUGUCUGGGCGUCCAAACAAUUGACUCCGGCCCACAAAAAGGGAUGAUAACAGCGACCUUCACCUAUCGUGAUUGGUCCAGCUUGGACUGUACCCUUGAUGGCUUCGUCAAGGUGAUUAGCCUACUACAGCGGCAAUGAGCGCAGCCUCGGUCAAUAUCGCUACGACACUACAGGUCGUCUUAUGCCUGUUGCAGGGCAAGACGGAAGCCAUAUAUAAUGGUGGCUAUCAUUGCUCUUGUCUUGGAGGCUGGCUACUGUCCGUCUUGCCCGCAGAGGUAUAGAAGCAUUUAAGUUCCGGACUCAGUGUUGACAAGCAUCAAAUAAUUGCAGUUAUGAAGUUCAUGGAGCCUUCCUUGGGAAAAGGUCGAUUCCGCCUGAAUCGACCUAUCAAUCAGAAUUUUGUCGUUGGAGCCAUUUUGUUUUGUCUGCCAGGUAUCUAUCUUGCCUUGACAGGUCUUGGUGCUGGUGGAGGACGCCCGAGCUCUCAGACGGUCGCCUCGACCACGAAUGCGGUGCUGUAUGGGCUCUUCUGCCUCUUCGGUUGGAUUGGUGGAGCCAUCCUGAACAUCUUCAAGCCCAAAGUUACCAUGAUGUUCGGUGCAAUUGGAUAUCCACUCUACGUGGGAGGUCUUUGGUACUUUGAUCGUCAGGGCAACAGUUGGUUCCCGUACCUUGGUGGCGCAAUCUUGGGUGUAACAGCAGGUUGUCUGUGGACUGCUUGCGGUUUCAUUCAGUUUGCGUAUGCCCAAGAGGACGAGAAAGCUUUGUUCAUCACCUGGCAAUGGGUCUUUACUUCCUUCGGAGGCACUAUCGGCAGCCUGAUCGCUUUUGGCGUCAACUUCCACCAGACCGAGUCGACAGGAGUGUCGAACGCGGUCUAUGCUGUCUUUAUCGUCAUCAUGUGCAUGGCGAUUCUCAUUGCUUUCUUCUUCAUCAUCGACCCCAAAAAGGUCGUUCGAGACGAUGGAACGCACAUCGCCAUCUUCCAAGAUCCUAACGUCAUGGAGGAAGUCCGCGGUAUCAUCAGACUCUUUACAGAUUGGCGGAUUCUAAUGCUCAUCCCGGGCAUAUUUGUGGCCGAGAUGAACUUGGCGCUGCUUUCUAGCAUCAACGCCUACUAUUUCAACUUGAGGACUCGAUCACUGAACAACGUUCUCUUCCAAUUCAUCAUGAUGCCUUGCCCGCUCAUGUUGGCCUUUGUGAUGGAUACAAAUCGUAUCAAGUCUCGACGUGUGCGUGGAAUGGUGGGAACAUGCAUAAUGGGCGCUCUCUGCCUUGCCACAAAUGCCGGCCUGGCCGCAUGGAUUGUCAAGAACGAUGUGAACAGGCAAAAGAACACGCCUCCCGGCAUUGACUGGAGUGAUAGUGCCUUUGGCGCCGGAUUUGCCCUGUAUCUCCUUGAAGGUAUCAUUUACGCUACCUAUCAGAUCUGCGUUCAAUGGACUUUGGGAGCCAUGUCCAAUGACCCUCAAAUUUGCUCAAGACUCAGCGGGCUCUUCAAAGGCACAACGGCUCUUGGAAUGUGCAUUUCGUUUGUACUUGACUCCAAGAACGUGUCUUACCUCGACCAGUUGAUUGUGCAAUUCACAUUGUAUGCCGUGGGUCUUGGGUUCUUGCUCAGCAUCAUCUGGACACAAGUCAAGCCGACAAACUACUUCUUGGAAGAGAACGUCAUCGUCCCUCACAAGUGGGAAGACAAGGCCAGAAUUGAGGGACUCGUUGGAGAAGAGCAGAUUGAAAAGGAGCACGAGAAGGAAAUGAUUGCCGAGAAAGCUGUGUCCGUUGCCGGCAAGGGCUCGAUGGAGGUGAAGGAGAGCGGCCGCCGUGCUUCAGGCGCUUCGAAAGCUUGAAGGAAGGUUUAAUCGAUUAGGUGUUUAAUGAAGGUGGCGAGAUCUCGCCGUGUGAGUCCGCUGUGACUGGGCAGGACAUGAAGGGAAGAGGUUGCAGUGGCUCUGGGGAUGAAGGCGGACAGGCGCACUGGUGUGAUUGACACAGAGUGAGAUACGACUUGAACAAAGACUUG